Jaminaea rosea is the source of this 3348-nucleotide messenger RNA. RefSeq names its product ARM repeat-containing protein. The coding region runs from base 1 to 3348 and encodes 1115 amino acids. Gene Ontology annotation, molecular function: mRNA binding. Gene Ontology annotation, cellular component: cytoplasm. The transcript has 4 exons. Gene Ontology annotation, biological process: post-transcriptional regulation of gene expression. The record is from RefSeq and is a predicted model, not a curated record. NCBI's taxonomy places the organism in Eukaryota, Fungi, Basidiomycota, Exobasidiomycetes, Microstromatales.
AUGGAAGACGCUGCAGCCAACGGCCAUCUCUCAGGCCCUGACUCCCCUUCGGACGCAGCCAAGAAGCGCCUCUCAAUGAAUGGUCAAUCCCCCAUCGGAUCUGAGCGUGGCAACUCGCCCAACGGUGGAAAUCGAGCAGCCAAGUUGAUGGCUUCCGUGUCUUCUCUUCCAUCAGGAGGCACCAGCAUGGCCUCGGCGCCCUCGGAGGACUCGCUGCCCGCGCGCACAUCUUCGCAGCAUUCUCCCGUCUCGCCGGCUGUGCUGGGCGAUGACCUCAGUGGGAGCGGCGUGCUCGACGGCGCGGACAAGGAGAGCUCGAUCAAGGCGCGCAUCGAACGUAAGCGUCUCGAGCACGAACGUCAACGUCUCUUGCAACGUCAAGCCUUCGAAGAGCAGAUGAAGAUGUUGGAGCGCCAGCAGCUAGAGGAAGAGGCCAAUCUGCUGCGUCAAGAGGGCACCUUGGCGCCUGGACAAGGUCGAACAGCUUCCUCGGUCAACUUUGCGGCCGCUUCUGCUCCCUCGACUCCUCCUUACUCGGAUCGUCUGGCCUUUGCCUCGCGUGCAGGCGGGGCUGCCCCGGCUGCUGCUCCUUCUAGUCUGCGCGGCAGUCGAGUCGCCAGCCCCAAUCCGCUCGGCUCGGGACUCAAUGAUCUCAAUGACACCGAGGACGGCUUGAAUGGCAGCAAUGUGCCUGGUCUCCCUCCCCUCAACAAUGUCCGCUCCGUCCCUUCCACACGCCGCACCAGCCGUGAGGUUAAGCCUAGCCAGCUGGGCCCGCACCAGGAUGUCGCUCUGGCUCCCGUCCCCUCGAGCGGGCCUCGUCGCAGCAUGCCCGGGCCUGGCGACCUGGCCAGCUCCUUCAAUCGCAUGGCCCUUUCCGGCGGUGGCGCACGCCCGGACGGCCAGGUUCAACAGCCCGGCAACGCACCCAACGCACCCACUGCACCCGCUGGCUCAGGCUUCCAACGUCUCCUCUCCAAGACCGGCGUGGACACGAGCAGCGAUGCACAGGGAGGUGUCAACACGGGCAUGACCCCUGUCUUCAACGAGCGCUUCCUCUUCGACGACGAGCUCGACGCAGAGGACUCGGCAUUUGUCCGCAAGUACAAUCUCUCUGGCGAUGACGACAAGUUCCCACUGCUCCGUGGAGACAAGUUCCAAGAGAUGCCCAACCACCACUCUCAGCUCUCCACCUCCUCUGCUGCUCUGGAUCUCGCCCCACUCAGCCAGACCGAGGGGCGACGUGGGCCGGCAGGAGACGGAGCGCCUCACCUCUCGGAGUGGCCGCAGUUUGACAAGCAGGCGGGUGGGCGUGGCCGAUCGGAGCGCACCUCGCCGCACGGUACAGCCUUGGGCGCUCGUCCUUCCCCACUCGGCAUGCCUACGUCUGGCAGCGCGCAGGGCCUCUCCACCUCGGCCAAUGCUACCAGCCCCGUCGCUCGCUUUGCCAGCAACCCAGGCCAGCAAGGUGGAGCAGGCUCAGGCUUCAGAGCUGCCUCUGGAGGGCGCGGCUUCGCAGGCGGGGACCGCUCCUUCCCUUCCUCCUUUGGCAACGGCGGUCCCACAUCUCGCCUUCCCAGCAGCGGCGCUCCCGUCCCUUCAUCUCAGCAAUCGUCACGCCCCACAUCGGGCUUCUUCCAGGCCUUUGGCAACGGUACAGGCGUCGACUCGGCCUUCCGUGGCGAUUCGAACACUAUCAUGACGACGGACCCUGCUCUCGACCCACCCGGCCGCAAGGGAGAGCUCGACGUCAACACUCGUCUCGAGGACUUGAAGGGCGAGAUCUUCACCCUCUGCAAAGACCAACACGGCUGCCGCUACCUGCAAAAGAAGCUCGAGGAGGGCGUCCCCGCGUAUCGCGACAUGAUCUUCACCGAGACUUUUGCGCACUUUGCCGACUUGAUGACGGACCCAUUUGGCAACUACUUGUGCCAGAAGAUGCUCGAGCAUUGCACUGAUGAGCAGAGGAACUGCAUUGUGGAGAGCGUAGCCAACGAGCUGGUGACCAUCUCGUUGAACAUGCACGGGACGAGAGCGGUGCAGAAGACGAUUGAUUUCUUGUCGACGUCGAGGCAGAUUCACUCGAUCAUCCUCGCGCUGGGCAUGAAUGUGGUGACGCUGAUCAAGGACCUCAACGGCAACCAUGUCAUCCAAAAGUGCCUCAAUCGUCUGAGCGCCGAGGACAAUCAAUUCAUCUACAAUGCCGUGGCUGCACAUUGCGUCGAGGUGGCCACGCACCGGCACGGUUGCUGCGUCCUGCAGCGUUGCGUCGAUCACGCUUCGGACCAGCAGCGUGUCCAGCUCGUACAGGAGAUCACCUACAACGCCUUGACGCUGGUGCAGGAUCCCUUUGGCAAUUACGUCGUGCAAUACAUCCUCGAUCUCAAUGACGCCCGCUUCACGGAGGCUAUCAUUCGCCAAUUCAUCGGCAACAUCUGCCUCCUCUCGGUGCAGAAGUUCUCCUCCAAUGUCAUCGAGAAGUGCAUCCGCGUCGCCGACGCCAAGCUGCGUCAACUCCUCGUCGAGGAGCUCCUCAACCGUGCGCGAUUGGAGAAGUUGCUCCGCGACUCCUUUGCCAAUUACGUGGUGCAGACUGCGCUCGAUUACUCGGAGCCGCUCCAGCGGGCGCAGCUCGUCGAGUGUAUCCGUCCCAUUCUGCCCAUGAUCCGCAACACGCCGUACGGGAAGCGCAUCCAGAGCAAGCUGCAGAGGGACACCUUCGACCCCUCGGCUGGCCCUGCGGGAAUGGGUGGGCCGAUGGGUGGGAUGGGCAUGGGUGUUGGUGGUCACGCAGGGCUCGCAGGAGUCCCCUACCACGUUCUCCAGGCCGCAGCUCACCAGCAGCAUCUCCAGGCCAUGGCUGCUAUGCAGGCGCAGGCUCAUCAUGGGGGACAGGGACGCUAUCCCAUGGACUACGGUGGGUACGGGAGGGGUAACCCGUACAGCGGCGGUGCGACUGGUCCCUACCCUAGCGGGCCGGCUGCUGCCGGGUACGGCGGGGGACGGGGCGGAGGUGGAGGGGGACACGCCCUUCCGGCUCCUCACCAGCUGUACGGCGGCAACGAUCGUGUCAUGAGCGGGCACGGACACGGACACGGCCACGCCGGCGGUGGGAUGGGCAUGAAUCGCUUUCCCUCCGGCGGCGGGCCUACCAGCGGGUAUGGCGGCGGCGGUGGCGGCGGUAUGGGUGGGGGCUACGGCAAUGCUGCUGGUGGGUACGGAGGCGGCUAUGGCGGACAUCAGCAAGGCAACGCGCACGCGCACGCUCACGCAGCCAAUGGACCCCUCAAUCCCUCUACCUCGACCGGCUCCGUAGGCGGAUUUGGGCAGGGUGGGCCGGGCUUCUAA